UGCAGCAAUAUCUAUUUGGUGAUCGAGAGAGAUUCGUGAUGUCAUUGGCAUGCAUUUCUCGAAUGUGUUGCCUGUUUUGCUUUCUUCUGUUCUGUUCGUUGCUGUGUGGCGCUGUAUUCCCACAGUAGUUUAUUGACAGUCAUUUUUAGGGCGGCUACAUUGUGUUUCUUCGAAGCUUUGAGGGAUUCAGAAGUUUGCGUUUGGAAUAGCAGAGGACAUCUCCCUUAAGAGCAACACUGACAUCUGGAUUUGCAAGAUUCUUUAGCCUGAAUAGCUGAAUAGAUUUUCUUUCCGGAUCUCCUGCACACCUGCUUUGUAUUUUUGGAAUGAAAUCCGGGGCUGAGGUGAACAUAGAAUUUAUAGAAUUUUAAGAGAUGGAAGAUAGCAUGAAGCAUAAUGAAGAACAUGGCAACUGUCCUGAAAAGGAUGAGAAAAAAAUCUGGAUGUUUACCACAAUCAUUUUACUGACUAUACUACUUGGUUUUAUCAUCUUUAUAAUUUGGUUUUUGAUAAAGUUUCGAAAACAAAAAGCUAAGUUUAAGAGAGAUAAUGAAGACUUACGCAUGUCACUUAAUGCAGAAAACUAUGUCGGUAAUAAAGAAUUAAAUAAAAUGACUAAACAUUCAGAUAAUAUUGUAAACAUGUCACAUGAAGAACAUCAUGAAGAGCUCACAGUGACCGAUGAUGGAAAACAAGUGAAGUUACUAAAGAUCAAUCCAGGUCCAGAAGCAACCAAAUGGCCAUGUGCCCUAGGUAGCAUAAAGUUGACCAGAAAUUCUACGUGGAAUGUAGAGGUAGGAGAAAAAGGCAGCUGGGCUCUGGGAGUGACUCAGAACGAGGAAACUAUAAAGCAAAAGAAGUAUACCCCAAAUAGCAAGGGGUUAGACUGGGUCAUCACCCUAUCAAAGGGGAAGACACUUGAAGCUAGUUCUGGUGAAAUAAUGGAUGCGUCACAAAGACCCAGAAAGAUAAGAGUUUACCUGGACUUUAAGAAGUCAAUGCUGUACUUCACUAACAUAGAAACCAGGUUACAUAUACACAAAUGUAAUGUUGACACAACUAAACCACUGUAUCCUGUUUUCAGUCCUGGGUCAUCUGACAAAGGCCCCCUGAUAAUCAUUCCAAAUGAUUAAAACUGUUUUACCAUACAGACCUUAUUAUAAAAAGUAAACUAUUUUCCAACAAGUUUAUUGCAUUUAUUAUUUUUUAGGUUGCUAUGAUGGUAACGAAAUAGUAUUAAUGUUUUGUGUCACACAGGCCCAUCUUUUUAAAUUAAAUGAAUGCUAAAUGUUGGAUUAUGCAUUUUACAAACAGCAAGAUGUAUUAUAAAACCAAAUAAUUUUAAGGUCUGUGGACUGGAGUCUCUACUGGUCGACUAUAAAGACUUAACAAUGUUAGCACAGUGCUGUGUUGAUUUAAGCACAUAUGAGGCUGUUACGUUACUACCAUUAUUCUUUGCUCGGCUUAGUUCUUGACUAACUUACAGUUGAUUUAGAAAGUAUUCAGACCCCUUCACUUUCUGCACACUUUAUUGUGUUGUAGAUUUCAUUAUAAAUGGAUAUAUUUGACAUUUUUGCCUGUCACUCUAUACUAAGUAACCCAUAAUGACAGAUGAAAACAUAUUUCCAGAAGGGUUUGCAAAUGUAUUUUAAAAGUCAAAAACUGAAAUCUCCAAAGUAUUCUCUCUUAAGUAUUCAGAUCAUUUGCUCUGGCACUCACAGAUUGUGGUCAGGUGUGUCCUGUUUGCUUUUAUUCUUCUUGAGAUGUGUCUAGAACUUGAUUGGAGUGCACAUGUGGCAAAUUGAAUUGACUGGACAUCAUUUCCAAAAGCACACACAUGUGUAUAGUUUAUAAGGUUCCAUAACUCACGCUGCGUGUCAGGACAAAAGUCAAGUCAUGAAGUCCAAAGAAAAUUGUGGUCAAGCAAAGAUCAGGGCAAGGGUAUGAAAUCAAAGCUAAAUCUUUCAGUGUUCCCAGGAAUACAGUGGCCUCAAUAUUUGUGAAAUGGAAGCACUUUGGAACUCUGAUUGUUCUUGAAUGUCUCGGCCACAGCUCAGACACAAACCUCAUACCCCUAUCUGGGGAGAGACCUAAAGAUAGCAGUUUACAGUUGCUUCCCAUCCAAUCUAAUUUUGCUUGAGAAGAUCUGCCAAAAUGAAUGGGAUAAACUGUUCAAAUCCAGAUGUGCAAAGCUUGUAAAGACUUACCUAAGAAGACUCAAAGUUAGAAUUGCUGAUUUAAGUCUCUGUAUACUUACAGAAAUGAGAGAUUUUAGGUUUUAAUUUUUAAUAAAUUCCCAAGCCUUUCUGAAAACAUGUUUUGAACUUUUAUAGGU
Polypterus senegalus (gray bichir) is the source of this 2335-nucleotide messenger RNA. RefSeq names its product butyrophilin subfamily 1 member A1-like. The transcript is spliced from 10 exons. Lineage: Eukaryota; Metazoa; Chordata; Cladistia; Polypteriformes; Polypteridae. The record is from RefSeq and is a predicted model, not a curated record. Gene Ontology annotation, molecular function: protein binding. The coding region runs from base 375 to 1133 and encodes 252 amino acids.